AUGACCGGAAAGCUGUAUGGAAACAAAGACAACUUCAGAACCCAAAAGGUUCUGAUUGCUGCAAAACUCGCCAACAAGACCGUCACUCUUGCCGGAGACUCUGCUCCAGCUGACAAAUUCCCACUCGGAGUUACCCCAGCAUUCGAGGGAGAUGCUCUUCUCUUCGGAGCUGAGUCCAUCGGACUUCACUUGACCGGAGCUUCCGCCAACGCCGAAACCGUUCAAUGGCUUCAAUUCGCCGAGGGAUACCUUCUCCCAGCUGUUCUCGGAUACGUCCUCCCAUCCGUAUCGGCCGCUAACUUCGAUAAGAAGACUGUUGAGCACUACAAGAAUGAACUCAAUGGACAACUCCAAGUUCUCGACCGCGUUCUCGUCAAGAAGACCUAUUUGGUUGGAGAGCGUCUUUCCCUUGCUGAUGUUUCCGUCGCUCUUGAUCUCCUCCCAGCUUUUCAACACGUCCUCGACGCUAGCGCCAGAAAGUCUAUCGUCAACGUCACUCGUUGGUUCAGAACUGUUAUCAACCAGCCAGCCGUGAAGGAAGUCCUCGGAGAGGUCGCUCUUGCCACAUCUGUUGCCCAAUUCAACCAGGCCAAGUUCACCGAGCUCAGCGCCAAGGUUGCCAAGUCCGCUCCAAAGGCCGAGAAGCCAAAGAAGGAGGCCAAGCCAGCUCCAGCCGCCGCUGCUGCUCAACCAGAGGAUGAUGAGCCAAAGGAGGAGAAGGCCAAGGAUCCAUUCGCAGAGAUGCCAAAGGGAACAUUCGUUUUGGAUAACUUCAAGAGAUCUUACUCCAACGAAGACACCGCCACCAAGGCCAUCCCACACUUCUGGGAGAACUUCGACGCCGAGACCUGGUCGAUCUGGAAGUGCGAGUACAAGUACCCAGAAGAUCUCACUCUUGCUUUCAUGAGCUGUAAUCUUAUCAACGGAAUGUACCAAAGACUGGAGAAGCUUAAGAAGAACGCUUUCGCAUCCAUGAUCCUUUUCGGAACUGACAACAACUCCACCAUCUCCGGAAUCUGGGUGUGGAAGGGAGACAAACUCGCCUUCGAGCUCAGCCCAGACUGGCAGGUUGACUACGAAUCAUACACCUGGACCAAGCUCGACCCCAAAUCCGAGGCCACCAAGAAGGAAGUCAACGAGUACCUUCUCUGGGAGGGAGACUUCGGAGGCAAGAAAUUCAACCAAGGAAAGAUUUUCAAGUAA
Caenorhabditis remanei is the source of this 1203-nucleotide messenger RNA. RefSeq lists its product as uncharacterized. Lineage: Eukaryota; Metazoa; Nematoda; Chromadorea; Rhabditida; Rhabditidae. The record is from RefSeq and is a predicted model, not a curated record. Bases 1 to 1203 code for a protein of 400 amino acids. Gene Ontology annotation, biological process: translational elongation. Gene Ontology annotation, molecular function: translation elongation factor activity. The transcript is spliced from 5 exons. Gene Ontology annotation, cellular component: cytoplasm; nucleus.